AUGGCAGUUCCAAAAGCUCACUACUCUCUAGCCAUCCUUGUCAUUCUCUUUGUCGUUUCAAAUUGCCAAAAUGCCUGCAAUCCAGAAUGCAAGGCUAAAGAACCCUUCAACUGCGAUAAUUCUCUUACCUUCAACCGAACUGGAUUUCCAAAGAACUUUACUUUCGGUGCAGCUACUUCCGCGUACCAGAUUGAGGGUGCUGCACAUAGAGCCCUUAAUGGAUGGGACUACUACACUCAUAGAUAUCCAGAAAGGGUUCCAGAUCGCAGCUCCGGAGACGUUGCUUGUGAUUCGUAUGAUCUUUACAAGGAGGAUGUCAAAUUACUGAAAAGAUUGAAAGUUCAAGCAUACCGACUCUCCAUAGCCUGGUCAAGGGUCUUACCAAAGGGAAGACUGACUGGAGGAGUGGACGAGAACGGGAUAGCAUACUACAACAAUCUCAUUAACGAGUUAAAAGCUAAUGGCAUAGAGCCAUUUGUGACUAUAUUUCAUUGGGAUGUUCCCCAAACUCUAGAAGACGAGUACGGAGGCUUCUUAAGCCCGCGUAUAGUAGAGGACUUCAAGAACUAUGCGGAGCUUCUAUUCCAAAGAUUCGGAGACAGAGUCAAGUUUUGGAUCACUCUAAACCAGCCUUACUCUCUCUCAUCCAAAGGUUAUGGAGAUGGAUCAUAUCCACCGGGAAGGUGCACUGGCUGUGAAUUUGGAGGUGAUUCUGGAACCGAACCUUAUAUAGUCACGCAUCACCAACUUCUAGCCCAUGCAGAAGCUGUAUCUUUAUACCGAAAAAGAUAUCAGAAAUUUCAAGGUGGUAAGAUAGGAACGACCUUGAUCGGGAGAUGGUUUGCCCCGCUAAACGAAACUAGCGAUCUCGACCAGGCUGCUGCAAGACGAGCAUUCCAAUUCUUCGUUGGAUGGUACGUAUAUAUAUUCUCAAUGAAUUGACUCUCAAGACGCACACAUAUGUAGCAACUUAAAGCCUCUGUCACGAUCAUAUAGACUUUUAAAAAUAUUGCAUCACUAAGUUACAAAAUUUCUUCUUGCAUAUAUGAAGGUUCUUGGAUCCAUUGGUGUACGGAGAAUAUCCAACGAUAAUGAGAGAACUCGUUGGAGACAGAUUGCCAAAAUUCACACCGCAAGAAUCAGAUUUAGUUAAGGGAUCACUUGAUUUUCUAGGGCUGAACUAUUAUGUUACACAAUAUGCAAGCGACGCAUCUCCUCCUCCUCAGACACACCCUAGCGUCUUAACCGAUCCACGAGUUACUCUUGGAUGUAUGUGAAACCUUUUUCGUAUUUAGUUUUAUACAUAUGUUUCGGUUCAUAGAUCAAUCAUUAUUCUCUUAUUGUGUUUCAGAUUAUCGCAAUGGAGUACCUAUCGGUGUUGAGGCUAGUAUCGUUUUUAAUUCGGAAUAACAUGUUUAUAUAUAUAUGUAUCUACUUUAAGAGAUUACCACAUUUAUAUAGUAACUAAUGAGUCUCUCCUUUUUUGCUUUUUUCUUCUCCAGUCUCCAAGCUUUGUCUACUAUCCUCCAGGGUUCCGUCAGAUUCUAAAUCAUAUCAAAGACAACUACCAAAACCCACUUACCUACAUCACCGAAAACGGUAUCUACAUACAUACCAAUAUAAACAUGCUUAACCAUGAGAAUCCUACGUACGUGUUCUUAUUAUAUAAUCUUUGUGUUAAAAUUUCAGGAGUUGCUGAUUAUGGAAACUUAACGGUAGCAAAUGCUCUUGCCGAUAACGGAAGAAUUCAAAAUCAUUGCAGCCAUCUUUCAUGUCUCAAAUGCUCCAUCGAGUGAGUUACAAUUAUUCCUUCUUUAUCAUAUAUAUACAUACUAUAUAUAUCUUGAUACGCUAAAAUUAUUUAAACAUAUUACAGGGAUGGUUGCAAUGUAGCAGGUUAUUUUGCUUGGUCAUUGAUGGACAAUUAUGAAUUUGGAAAUGGUUACACUCUCCGGUUUGGUAUGAAUUGGGUCAAUUUCACUAAUCCUGCUGAUCGAAGAGAAAAAGAUUCUGGGAAAUGGUAUUCUAGGUUCGUCGCAAAAUAAGGGGAAUUGAUAGACAAAUAUCAACCCCAUAUGUAUCCAACCUUUAAUCCAUUAAGUACUGGACAAUAUAAAUUAUUUUCUUCAACUUAUAAAAGCUUAUGUGCUGUGUAUUGUUAAUAAUGUUGUAAUAAUUGGACCUUAACUCUUGGCCAAAUCAUAAAUAAAUAAAAACAUUUAUAUGACGUGCUUUGUACUUAUAGCUUGUACUUUGUUUUAUUUACCUUUCCCAAGCAUAACAUCUCAUCAUCUACGACAUGCUCUCUUUUUGUUUUGGUAAAAAUUACGACACGUUCUUAUUUAAUCAUUACCACAUUUUUUAAUAAAAUAUCCAAACCAAGGAUAUAAUGUCUAAUUUAAGUGCCAAAUCAUAUUAUUUUGUGUUAUUUUACUCCUCUCGUUUAUUUUCAAUUUUUAGAAAAUAUUAUUUUACCCGACCACAGAAACGACGUCACGCAUAGCUUCUCCAUUAUUUCCAGACAUGAAAUAUGGAGGUUAAAACAGUGUGCCAAAAGUUUGUCAUGCUAGUAAAAUUAAUUGAUUGUAUAAGUUGCAUCCGUCCCGAAAUACUAACGGCUUGUAAUUUUAUUCAUGCUUCUUAUUGUAAUUGGGAGUCCUAAAUAUCGCGGGAGUUAGUCAAUAAGAAUUUCAAAUGAGGUUGAUAUUUCUGGCAUGAAGAUCAUUAUGUGUCUAAGUUCAAAAAAAAUGAUCAUUAUGUGUCUUCCCAGCCAUGUGUAUACAAAAAUUGUUCAUGCUUAUGGCUAAAAACCUCAAGCAUUUGUGAAGAAACAUUUUCAAAGAGAAGACGACAUCCUUCUAUGAAACAGUCUAAUUGAUUAAAACUUUCAUUUAUAUAUAUGUGUAUAUAUAAAUGUUUUUAUAGAUUUCAGCCUACCAAAUUAAUGAACUUUCAUUUCACCUAUUCAAACUAAUACAUAUAUAUUAUAUGUGGUAUAUCAUAUGAGAAUUUAUUAUAACAUAUAUUGUGCAAAUUAUUCUUAUAGCACAUAAGUAUAAAUAAUAAGUAAAAUUAUCUAAAAUUUAAUGAAAAAUAAUUAUACGUGAUAUUCAGAUUUAAACCUAUUUUGAAUACAAUUCUAUUAUUAGCUCAUAUCAAAUCAAUAAUUUACUCAAUUAUAAAUCAUUUGACUGCUAUGUAUAUGCAAAAACAAUAGUUUAUAGAUGAUUAAAUAACCUGAUCAUAUUUUUUUUCCUAUUGCAAAUGUAUACCCUUGAUCGAUGAUUAAAAUAUAUGGUGCAAAAUUUUGAAAUUUUCUUUCAAAAUAAUCAAAAAUAAGCUUACAUUUGAAUUCACUAAUUCCUAUUGAAACUUACUUUUAAAACAAAACUAACUUCAACAUAAUACAAGCAAUAAAUUUGGUUUAGAUAUUUAUUUACUAUAAAACGAGAAUAUCAUGCUCGUAGAUGUUAUAAUAAUAGUUAAUCGUGUUCUUAACCAUAAGAAUCCUACGUGUUCUUAUUAUAUAAUCUGUGUUUAAAAUUUACUGAAAAAAUGUGCAAGUCAAAAGACCAAGGGGGUCUCGGUUUUAAAGACCUGGAAAAGUUCAAUCAAUCACUGCUGGCCAAACAAGCCUGGCGUGUCAUGAACAACCCGAACUCUCUGUUGGCUCAGGUUCUCAAGCAACGCUAUUUCAGUAAUAGGUCGUUCAUGGAGGCAAGGGUAGGAGCUCGACCAUCCUUUGCCUGGCGGAGCAUUCUUCACGGGCGUGAGCUCUUACAACAAGGUCUACUGAAAUCAAAGGGUGAUGGUGCGGAUACUUUAGUCUGGUGAGAUAAAUGGAUUGUCGAUACAAAACCAAGAACCCCAGAUUAUAGACCAGGAUCAGAGGUUGAUAUUUCUUUGAAGGUUUCUGAUCUUUUGAGCCAACAAACAGGGGCUUGGAAUCGGGAACUGGUCUAUAGCACCUUCAGUCUAAGAGAUGCUGAGACCAUCCUGAAAAUUAAGCCUCAACUUGAUCGCCAAGAUAAGAUGAUUUGGGGUAUGACUAGAAACGGGGAGUAUACCUCAAAAAGUGGAUAUGCCUUGCUGGAGGCGCUAGAGGAGGAGACGACUCAACCCACAUCUAACACGUCGCCACUAGAAAAUAAAUUAUGGACAGACCUGUGGAAGACCAAUACGUCCCCUAAGCUUAAACAUUUCUUGUGGCGUACGUUAUCUGGAGCUCUGGCGGUAAAGGAAAGAUUGAGGUCUCGGGGCAUUCAGUUAGAUACUACUUGUUCUUCGUGUGGAGUUGCUCAGGAAGACAUUGGUCAUGUUCUAUUCCAUUGUCGGUUUGCAAAAGAUGUUUGUGUUAAAAUUUCAGGAGUUGCUGAUUAUGGAAACUUAACGGUAGCAAAUGCUCUUGCCGAUAACGGACGAAUUCAAAAUCAUUGCAGCCAUCUUUCAUGUCUCAAAUGCUCCAUCGAGUGAGUUACAAUUAUUCCUACUUUAUCACAUAUAUAUACAUACUAUAUAUAUCUUGAUACGCUAAAAUUAUUCAAAUAUAUUACAGGUAUGGUUGCAACGUAGCAGAUUAUUUUGCUUGGUCAUUGAUGGACAAUUAUGAAUUUGGAAUUGGUUACACUCUCCAGUUUGGUAUGAAUUGGGUCAAUUUCACUAAUCCUGCGGAUCGAAGAGAAAAAGAUUCUGGGAAAUGGUAUUCUAGGUUCGUCGCAAAAUAAGGGGAAUUGAUAGACAAAAAUCAACCCCAUAUGUAUCCAACCUUUAAUCCAUUAAGUACUGGACAAUAUAAAUUAUUUUCUUCAAAUUAUAAAAGCUUAUGUGCUGUGUGUUGUUAAUAAUGUUGUAAUAAUUGGACCUUAACUCUUGGCCAAAUCAUAAAUAAAUAAAAGCAUUUAUAUGACGUGCUUUGUACUUAUAUCUUGUACUUUGUUUUAUUUACUUUUCCCAAGCAUAACAUCUCAUCAUCUACGACAUGCUCUCUUUUUGUUUUGGUAAAAAUUACGACAUGCUCUUAUUUGAUCAUUACCACAUUUUUUAACAAAAUAGCCAAACCAGGGUAUAAUGUCUAAUUUAAGUGCCAAAUCAUAUCAUUUUGUGUUAUUUUACUCCUCUCAUUUAUUUUCAAUUUUUAGAAAAUAUUAUCUUACCCGACUUUAGCCGAUUUCCAAAUUUCAAGUGAGGUUGAUAUUUCUGGCAUGAAGAUCAUUAGAUAAACGACUACAAUAUUCUUCGGGAAGUACAAUUAAAAACGAAAUCUGAAUUAUGAUCUGAAUAUAUCCAAAAUUAGUUCAAUAUAUUAAUGUUUUAUAUUUGUUAGACGGUUUCAAGGUAAUUUAGAUACUUAUGAGUAUUUUAAAAUUGUAAAUGUUUUUAUAGUUUAUUGUAUUUGUUUUUUAAAUACGUUUUAGUUAGUUUAGGCAGUUGGAGAAUAAUUUAUAUAUUUUGAGUAUUUUAUUUUGUUUUUAAUGUUUUUAAAAUAGUUUUGGCUGAUUUCAGACAUUGGUUAUAUUUCGACCCGAACAUAAUCUGGCGCAAAAAAUAGUAGACCACAGAUGAGAUUUAUGAGUAUAGUACCAAAAAUCUGAAAGUCCGGAUCAGCCGAACCGAAUCCGAUGGGCCUACUGCAAGAUGUUCCAAAUUUGUGAGUAGUGAAAAUGAUCAGAGCGGAUGGCUGAAUCACUAGAUAAUUGAUAAUUCAAACACCCAUGGAGUUUCAAUGCACUUAGUGUUGUCUUUAUGCAUCAUCUAAUUGUCUCCCAUGUAAAAUAGAAAACACAUGCAAGUAUGCAACUUGAUAAAUUGAAGAACCCUGAUUCAGUAUUUACUAAAAUCUCUCAACGAUUCAAUUUAUUGGAGCUCUUGUCUCGUCGUAAACGUUUGGGCUAAAAACAAAUAAUCAAACUGUAAGAAGUUAGUGAGGGUAUUCCAGGUGCUUCCACCUAUGCAGUUUAUUAAAACUGGAAUGGAGAAAUUAUGUUUUUACCUCAUUUUUGUACUAUUUUCAUAUUUACCUUUAUUGGAGGAAUAUUUUUACAAAUAUCUAAAGUAUAAGGUUUCACUAAGUAGGUAAAAGACCCUUAUAUAGAUAUAUAAAGAUAAAUAAAUAAUUUAAAUAAAUAGUAAAAAGAGUAAAAGAAGUUUACAGAUAGUUUUUGAAUUACAUGUCUUUGAAUUUGAUUUUUCUUAAUGUUUUCAAUAUUUUUUCAAAAUUUUAUUUUAAAAUUGAAAAUUUACUUUUGAAAUUAUUUUAAAUUCCAAGUAUGUAUAUAUAUUAUAUCUCUUAACAUGGCUAUGUUAGGCUCUUUAACUAUUGUUGUAACUCACCAUAUGUAUACCAUGCCCCCUUAUCCAUAUCUAGCUACUGAUUAUGCUACACAACUAUCAUUGUUCACACAUCACAUGUGGAUUGGUGGAUUUCUCAUAGUUGGUUCUGCUGCGCGCAUGCAGCCAUUUUUAUGGUAAGAGACUAUGAUCAAACUAAUCGAUACAACGAUUUAUUAGAUCGUGUCCUGAGGCAUCGCGAUGCAAUGAUAUCACACCUCAACUGGGAAUGUAUAUUUAUAGUCUUCCACAGUUUUGGUUUGUAUAUAGGGUUCUAAACCAGUGCACCCUAAUUAACAAACAAGCCCUUUCGCACUCCUUAGUUAAGCCUAAACAUAUUAAAAACGAAAGUGCUAACGCGUCUUUAUAAUAUUCAAAAAACUUUCGCCUUUAUUGAUAUAAAACAAGCUUACUUACUGGCAACAAUCACCCUUUUUUUUCUCAAAGUCAAGUUUCUCGCUUGUUUCUUUAGAAAGAUUGCAGUCUUAGCAAAACAACUUAUCCCUUUAUACGAAUCUUCCCUUUAUUGAGCAAAACUCUAUCUAUAUUUCUUCCCGGGAUAUUUUCUAUAAUUUCAAUUCUAUCAUUUGUUUGACAGCUUAAACUAGGCUUCAUUUUAGAUAGGUUUUCGGUCUUAAUCAAAAUCGGUCAGGGGAGUUGGGUUCCAGGUGAGUGAGACAGGGAUGAGCUCUCUGCCGGAUUGAGAAGGGCAAUGCAAUACAUUUUCUUACAACCAGAGGAGCAAAGCCUG
Molecule: messenger RNA, 7078 nt
Organism: Brassica rapa (field mustard)
Lineage: Eukaryota; Viridiplantae; Streptophyta; Magnoliopsida; Brassicales; Brassicaceae
Product: myrosinase 4-like
Biological process (GO): carbohydrate metabolic process
Molecular function (GO): beta-glucosidase activity
Source: RefSeq, a predicted model, not a curated record